UGGUGGAGUUUCCGACCAGGCAGGAAAAAGAACAAAAGCAGCGGGCAGCAGAGGGGGGUGGCCGGGAGGGUGCAGGAGGAGAGGGGACCGUCACCAUGGAAUAUGAAGUCAAGAAAGGGAAGAAGGGCUUUGUGUCCCCUAUUCGAAGGCUGGUGUUCCCCAAGGCCGCACGUCGUGCAGCCUUUCGGACCAGUGUGAGCCGCCGGCCCCUGCACUCAAUGCCCCUUUAUCCUCCCGACUACCUCAUUGACCCCCAGAUCCUUCUGUGUGACUACCUGGAGAAAGAGGUCAAGUUCCUGGGCCACCUCACCUGGGUGACUUCCUCACUGAACCCCUCCAGCAGGGAUGAACUCCUGCAGCUGCUGGACACCGCCAGGCAGCUGAAGGAGCUGCCGCUGAAGACAACGGCGGAGCAGGACAGCAUCUUGAGCCUGUCUGCCCGCUGCCUGCUGCUCACCUGGCGCGACAAUGAGGAGCUCAUUCUGCGCAUUCCGACGCACGAGAUCGCCGCCGCUUCCUACCUACAGGACGACGCGCUGCACCUGCUAGUGCUUAAGACCGGUCUGGGCGUGGACCCGGUGCCGGCCGGCGUGGACGCUAGCCCGGGUGGUGCGGGGCGUGACCCGGGCCCGCCGGGCGCAGCGCCCGAGAAGCGGCGGGUGGGCACCGCGGAGCGGCGCCACACCAUCUGCAGCCUGGACUGGCGGAUGGCGUGGGGCGGGGGCGCGAGCGCCGAGGCUCGGGCGGGGGGCGGCGGCGGAGGCAGCCUGGAGCGCCAGCGCGCAGGGCCGCGGGCGUCCGGCAGCUGGGAGCGGCGGCAGACGUUCAGCGGCAGCUGGGAGCGGCGACACACGGGCGGCGGCGGCGGCGCGGGCAAGCCCGGCGGCAGCUGGGAGCGGAGGCAGGCGGGCAGCGGCGGGGGCAGCUGGGAACGGCGCCACCCAGGUCCCAACCCGCUGGACCCUCAGGACCCCAGCCCCGACGCCUACUGCAACCUUGUCAUCCUGGCUGUGGCUAACAGGGAUGCCGCCGAGGAGUCCUGUGCACUCAUCUGUCAGGUCUUCCAGAUCAUCUAUGGAGACCAGAGCAUCGAGUGUGUGGACCGGGCUGGUUACCACUACACGUCCACACCUGACCGGCCAUGGCUCUGCAGCCGCAGUGACAGCUGCCGGACAGAUGGGACUUACGCCUACGACGCGGACUUCAGCUGCUGCAGCUCCUUCAAUGGCUCCCAGGACACAUUUGAAGCAUGUUACAGCGGCACGUCCACUCCUUCUUUCCACGGUUCCCACUGCAGUGGCAGUGACCACAGUGGCCUGAGCCUGGAACAGUUACAAGAUUACAUGAUCACGUUGCGGAGUAAGCUGGGGCCCCCUGAGAUCCAGCAGUUUGCACUGCUGCUGCGGGAGUACCGUCUGGGCCUGCCCAUCCAGGACUACUGUGCCGGCCUGCUGAAGCUCUACGGAGACCGUCGCAAGUUCCUCCUCCUAGGGAUGCGGCCCUUCAUCCCGGACCAGGACAUCGGUUACUUUGAGGGCUUCCUGGAGGGUGUGGGCAUCCGUGAGGGCGGCAUCCUCACCGACAGCUUCGGCCGCAUCAAGCGCAGUAUGAGCUCCACGUCAGCUUCCGCGGUGCGCAGCUACGACGGUGCAGCCCAGCGGCCCGAGGCGCAGGCCUUCCACCGGCUGCUGACCGACAUCACUCACGACAUCGAGGCUCUGGCCCCCGACGACGACGAUGACGAUGAGGAGGAAGAUGAGUCCAGGGAUGGAGGCGAUGCAGCUGAAGACAACUACCUGUAACUUCCGCCCAUGAAGAGGGAGUGCAAGGGGUGACCCCACAGCCAGCCCCUGAAUCUCCCUCACUUUUUCAUGUGGAACCCCAUCCCGGGGACCCCUAGUCACACCCUGGUCACAGGUUUCCAUCCCUGCCCUCGGGGCUCAGCAUCCUGCAGGACCGAUAGCUUCCUGCAGGGGGCGUGCGAAGCGGGGGCCCUAAAGCACCAGAGGGUCUCCCAGGGAUCGGCAGGCGCUGUCUGCCAAACCCAGAGGAUGGGCAGCGGCCCUGUUUUGUCCCACUGUCCCCUGGGAGCGCGGCUCCAGGACACCCUUCCCUUCUGGGGACUUCGAAUCCCCGCAGCUUUCUGGAGGCUGAGGGAUGAAGAGUAGCUCCACCUGCUGGCCGACUGAGAAAAGACUAUCCCGUUCACUACCCGGCAACACCACCACCACCACCCCCCAAAAAAAAGAAAGAAAGAAAAGAAGAAGAAAUCCAGAACUCAGAGACCUCUGUUUGCCCAAUUUUACUGACUGGGAAAAAGAGCCAAAAAAAGUGAGGGAUUCUCCUGAUCCUCUUUAGCCAUGACCUCCCAUUUCUCAUCUCUGUAAUCAUUUCAGCCCUAACAAUUUUCAAGAGGAUGGUGAAGGUCAAGACCCUAGUGCUGGGCCUAGCACAUGGUAGGCACUUAGUAAAGGCUGUUCCCUUCCACAUGGAACACUUUUUGUGUCAGUUUACCUGUCUGGCCUUGGAGAGAUAGGGCGGGAACUGAGGUGGGUGAGAUGUUAAGAAGACUGUCAGGGAGCUCAGUUUGGUGGGGGAGGAGUCUCCCGCUCUUAACACCCUGGCUCUGUGCCUAAACCCCAGACCUGGGAACAGCCAAAACCCUGUGAACAACCAUCCUGGGGCCUGGGAAAGUCAAAGAAAUCUGGAAGCAGGGGUAGAGACCUAGAGAAGUCAAGAUAAGGGUAACGCUCUGCACAGCCUCAGUAAAGGCUGGGAGGCUUGAGAGGAGGCCAGAGACUCCCCUAGAGAAGCUCAAAUAUAUUUGUCAAACUUUACAAAGCCUUUAAUGGCUGGACAUGUGAUACUUACUGAGGUACAUACUAUUAUCGAUUUUUAAGUAAUAUUAUUGUUAGAUCUUCGGAUCCAGAAGGUUCCAUGAUUCAUACUCAGCUUGUGGGAAAUGAUCAUCCCAUCAGCACUGGUCCAUUGGAGAAACUUCCUGAUGUCUUAUUUUGUUUUAUUCCCCUUCCACCCACUUCUCCCCAUGAGCACCCGCCCCUACAUGCUAAAAUGUCUCUGUUCAUAGAAUACACAACGCGUGUGUGUUUCUAGACCUAAGUGGUAUUGCAUAAGGCCUCCAUUCUGUUGCUUUCUUUUUUGAUUCCAUAAUGUUGUUAAGCUCUACCCACGUUGCUGUAGGAAAAUCUAGCUUAUUGCAUCCAA
Molecule: messenger RNA, 3225 nt
Organism: Ictidomys tridecemlineatus (thirteen-lined ground squirrel)
Lineage: Eukaryota; Metazoa; Chordata; Mammalia; Rodentia; Sciuridae
Gene: Ccm2l
Product: CCM2 like scaffold protein
Biological process (GO): heart morphogenesis
Source: RefSeq, a predicted model, not a curated record